AUGAAAAUCUUCUGCCUGGGGCUCCUAGUCUUCCCACUCACCCAUGGUGUGCUGGGAGCCUAUAACCUGGUGCAAGAGUACUCGGGGCAGUCCUUUUUUGAGGGCUGGGAUUUCUAUGGUGCAUAUGAUAACACGACUUUGGGAGAUGUUUUCUUUGUGACCGAGCAAACCGCAACCACUUUGCAUCUUGCAUACGUGAAUUCCGCAGGAAAUGCAAUCAUCAGGGUCGACAAUACGACAUCGGUCCCAAGCAAUCAGAAGCGUAAUUCCGUCUAUAUUUCUACUGCGACGUAUUUCCCAAUAGGAAGUGUGUUCAUAAUUGAUUUGUCCCACAUCCCCUACGGAUGCUCCGUGUGGCCAGCCUUCUGGACAAAAGGUGCAGAUUGGCCGACCGAUGGCGAGAUCGACAUCAUCGAGACGGUCAAUCUUGUGAACAACAAUCAGUACGCGCUACACACCGGAUAUAACGGUUGCGUUGCAACGAAUGUGGGCCAAACAGGUACACUAGCCAAUGCCAAUUGUACCUCCACGGCUACAAGCGAUGUCGGCUGCACUUUCCAAGAAACCCAGGCAAAUAGUGUGGGCUCAGGGUUCAAUUCAGCUGGUGGUGGCGUGUAUGCAACUCAAUUUGAUGUAUCCGGCGUUUAUAUCUGGUUUUGGAGUCGCGCAAACAUUCCUUCCUCCAUUUCCUCAAGCACGACCUCAGUGAACACGUCCUCGUGGGGAAGUCCGUCUGCCGCCUUCCCUGCAACCGAUUCCUGUGAUAUCAGCAAGUUUGUUGCACCGCAACAACUUGUGCUCGAUAUCACACUCUGUGGGAGCUGGGCUGGCUUGGCUUCUGUGUAUCAGGAGACGUGCCCCGUGAAUGGAACCGCCGGUCUCAAUACCUGUUACGAUAAUAACGUUAUCGAUAACGGCACCCCCGCGUACGCAGAGGCUUACUUCGAGAUAUCCUACGUCAAGGUAUUCUCACUGAACGAGACUUCGACCAGCACUUCGUCGAGCACCUCAUCGUCAGGCAGUGCCUCCACGUUGAGUAGUACCUCCACGUCGGGCAGUCCGACAUCGAGCUCUUCAGCGAGCACCACUUCCACGACAAAAGCCUCCGGCGCGAUUCCCAUCGUCCAGCUGAGGAGCACCGCUGCCGGUGUUUUCGCAGCCAUGCUGACCCUGUCGUUGAUUUUCUAA
This is a messenger RNA of Fibroporia radiculosa, 1188 nucleotides long. RefSeq lists its product as uncharacterized. Gene Ontology annotation, molecular function: hydrolase activity, hydrolyzing O-glycosyl compounds. The coding region runs from base 1 to 1188 and encodes 395 amino acids. The transcript has 9 exons. Gene Ontology annotation, biological process: glucan catabolic process. The record is from RefSeq and is a predicted model, not a curated record. Lineage: Eukaryota; Fungi; Basidiomycota; Agaricomycetes; Polyporales; Fibroporiaceae.